ACGAUGGAAGUGGUGUCUUUUUCGUGGGACUCGUCGGCUCUUCCUCGAAAUCCUCUGCUCACUAAGGCUACUAUCUUCAAGGCCUUCUCAUGUAUGCCGGAAAAACUGGAGGAGUUGUUGAAGUCCUCUACGAGAUGCCCUCUAUCGGUGGAAAUGCAGCAGGAAGUGAGGGCAAUGCUUGGCGCGAUGUGGAACAUAUCUCUUAAUGAGGAUUCUCAUGACAAUCCGAUCCUCACUGGAGGCUCGGCCCUCCUGCCCAGCUUGGUCCAGGUCUUAGCCCGAUACUCAGUGGACGAUCGGCAGAUCUGCAAGAAUGCUUGUGGGCUUCUAUUGACCCUCAUGACCAACGAUAGCAAGUUGUGUCGGGAUUUCCUGGCGGUCGACGGAGGCCUUAGUGUGCUUACAUCAGUACUGCGAACUCACAAGUUCGAACAGGAGGAUGCGGCAACGGAACAGGCCCUUCAGUGCAUCUUCCUCCUCGCUACGGUGGUCCCGGAGUGUCGAGCUAGCAUUGGCAGCCAGAUAGAUAGAUUCACUCUCGACCGUUUACAGGGCAUUAAGCAUGCCUCGAGGCUGAGGGAUAUCCUAUUCCGAUCCUCGACAAGGAAUAAUAAGCGAUGA
Molecule: messenger RNA, 621 nt
Organism: Perkinsus marinus ATCC 50983
Lineage: Eukaryota; Perkinsozoa; Perkinsida; Perkinsidae
Exons: 5
Source: RefSeq, a predicted model, not a curated record